AUUUCCCUUUUAUGUACAGACGUCAGUUGAUUUUUCUACAUCCCACAUGUCGAUUUUCGUGUCUAAAAAAAGGUGUUGUACGGAUAAACUUUGCUGUCGUUUAAAUGCUGUGAUCCUCGACACCGUUCAAGAACCAAACGAAAAUGGAAUUAAUCUACAUCUUCUUGUUCUGCGUCUCUCUUCUCCUCCUCUUCCUUCAUCGCUCCUCCUCCCGCAGCCUCCCUCCAGGCCCCAUGAACCUCCCUAUAAUUGGCUCUCUCCAUCGCUUAGGCUCUCAUCCUAACCAAUCCCUGUUCGAGCUAGCCAAAAUCUAUGGCCCUCUUAUGACUCUCCGCCUUGGUUGUGUCACCACCAUCGUUGCCUCCUCCGCUGAAACCGCCAAACAAGUUCUCCAAAUACACGACCAAAACUUCUCCGACCGUACUGUUCCUGAUGUUGUCGCCUCCCAGCCUAACCCUGAGUCAACCCUUGCAUGGGCCCUAGGCGAUAGCAGGUGGCGCAACCGCCGUAGGAUAUGCAACACCCAGUUGUUCACUGUACAAAGACUCAACUCUCUUCAACACCUUCGCCACGAAAAAGUUCAGCAACUCAUUGAACACAUCAAGAAACAACGUGUUUCAGGGUCCCAAGUUAACAUAGGACAAGUUGUUUUCGCUACGGCGCUGAACUUGAUAUCCACUACGAUCUUUUCCAUAGACAUCGUGGACCCUGAAUUCAAUACAGCUCAAGAGUUUAAGAACUUGGUAUGGAGGAUAAUGGAGGAUUCAGCAAAACCAAACUUAUCAGAUUAUUUCCCGAUGAUAAAAAGGUUUGAUUUGCAAGGAAUAAGGAAGCAUAUAAGGCCUUCGUAUACGAGGUUGCAUGAGAUAUUUGAUGAGAUGAUUGAUAAAAGAAUGGAAGCUAAAGCAUCAAAUUCCAUGACCAGAAGUGGUGAUUUGUUGGAUGUGCUUCUUGAUCAGUGUGAAGAGAAUGGGUCUGAUUUCAGUCGCCAAAAUAUCAAGCCUUUGAUCCUGGACUUGUUCAUUGCUGGAAGUGAUACAUCCGCAAUAACAACAGAAUGGGCCAUGGCAGAGCUCCUUAAAAGACCUGAAGUGCUACAAAAGACAAGAAGGGAACUCGCAGAAGCUAUAGGCAAUGAAAGAUCUGUGAAAGAAUCAGACAUGGAUCGACUCCCAUAUCUUCAAGCUGUUGUCAAAGAAACAAUGCGGCUCCAUCCAGCUGCUCCUCUUCUCCUACCUUAUAAAGCCAAAAAUCAUGUAGAAAUAUAUCGCUACAUCAUACCAAAGGACACACAAGUUCUGGUGAAUGCGUGGGCUAUUGGUCGAGACCCCAAAUACUGGAACGACCCUUUUUCAUUUUGCCCUGAAAGGUUCCUUGAUUCCAGCUUAGAUUACAGAGGUCGUGAUUUUGAGUAUAUACCAUUUGGAGCAGGGCGAAGGAUAUGCCCAGGCUUGCCUCUUGCAGUUCGUAUGAUGCACUUGAUGUUAGCUUCUAUGGUCCAUUCGUUUGACUGGAAACUUCCUCAAGGAAUCAAUCCAGAAGACUUGGACAUGCAAGAACAAUUUGGAAUGACUUUGAAGAAAGCUACACCACUUUGUGCUAUUCCUAUUUGGGUGUGAAAAGAGUAAUGAACAAAAAGGGGUAAAUUAUCAUUAUGUAUCUUUCUUGAACAUUUUAAAGUUUAUGCUAAGACCUUUGUAGGAGUGAUUGUCCGGCCAUCCGAAUCCCAAAGAACAAUCACUAUUAAAUAUGUUGAUUGGAUGUA
Molecule: messenger RNA, 1765 nt
Organism: Durio zibethinus
Lineage: Eukaryota; Viridiplantae; Streptophyta; Magnoliopsida; Malvales; Malvaceae
Product: geraniol 8-hydroxylase-like
Molecular function (GO): oxidoreductase activity, acting on paired donors, with incorporation or reduction of molecular oxygen; heme binding; iron ion binding
Source: RefSeq, a predicted model, not a curated record